Molecule: messenger RNA, 1083 nt
Organism: Zymoseptoria tritici IPO323
Lineage: Eukaryota; Fungi; Ascomycota; Dothideomycetes; Mycosphaerellales; Mycosphaerellaceae
Gene: FBP1
Product: fructose-1,6-bisphosphatase
Exons: 2
Biological process (GO): gluconeogenesis; sucrose biosynthetic process; fructose 1,6-bisphosphate metabolic process
Cellular component (GO): cytosol; cytoplasm
Molecular function (GO): fructose 1,6-bisphosphate 1-phosphatase activity
Source: RefSeq, a predicted model, not a curated record
UGCUCUUCCAUCUACAUACGCAAGUCGACAGAGAGAUUGCUCAAAACCCUCUGCAAAGGCAUUUGGCAUCACGCUCCACCUCUGAUAUCAUCUUGAGCUCCUCACCGAGAGACAGCCUACUUCAAAAUCCACCUCGUCUGUUUAAGAAUUGAGACGCGGACCGACGACACCAAGAAGAAUUCGCAGCCAUGUCUCAAGCAUACGGCGAGGGAGGCCCGGCAGGUACAGAGAAGAUCAACACCGAGAUUGUCACUCUCUCGAGAUUCUUGAGCGAGGAGCAGGUCAAACACAAAGAGGCUACUGGUGACUUCACUCUGCUCUGCCAUGCCCUGCAAUUCUCCUUCAAGUCGAUAGCUUACUACAUCCGCCGCGCAUCCCUGAUCAACCUUUCCGGACUUGCUGGCUCCUCGAACACCACCGGAGACGAGCAAAAGAAGCUCGAUGUCAUCGGUCACGAUCUCUUCGUAGCUGCCAUGAGGUCUUGUGGUCGAGUCCGAGUUCUAGUCUCGGAGGAGGAAGAGGAAGCGAUCGUGUUCGACAGCCCAAACGCUCGCUACGCAGUUGCUUGCGAUCCAAUCGACGGCAGCAGCAAUCUCGACGCCGGUGUCUCGGUCGGAACAAUCUUCGGAAUAUACAGACUCGACGAGGGAUCCAAGGGCACCAAGGAGGACCUUCUUCGUCCUGGCACCGAUCUUGUCGCCGCAGGUUUCACCAUGUACGGUGCAUCCGCACAGCUCGUAAUGACUAUGCAGGGCGGAGCUGUGAACGGCUUCACAAUGGACAAUGCCCUCGGAGAGUUCAUCCUGACUCACCCGGACAUGAAGAUGCCGAAGAAGCGAGCGAUCUACAGCUGCAACGAGGGCAACAGCAAGUACUGGGAGGAGCCAGUGAAGGAGUGGGUCGAGAGCCUGAAGCAGGCGGACAAACCGUAUUCGGCUCGAUACAUUGGAUCCAUGGUUGCGGAUGCAUACCGUACGCUUUUGUACGGCGGCAUCUUUGCGUAUCCCGCGGACAAGAAGUCUCCCAAGGGCAAGCUUCGUAUCCUGUAUGAAUGUGGACCGAUGGCUAUGAUCUUCGAGCAAG